Caenorhabditis remanei is the source of this 267-nucleotide messenger RNA. RefSeq lists its product as uncharacterized. The record is from RefSeq and is a predicted model, not a curated record. NCBI's taxonomy places the organism in Eukaryota, Metazoa, Nematoda, Chromadorea, Rhabditida, Rhabditidae. The coding region runs from base 1 to 267 and encodes 88 amino acids. The transcript has 2 exons.
AUGUCCUUAUCCACUGCCAUCCCUAUCACAUAUUUUACGUCAUCACCAUCUGGAGCUUCAUCUGGAGCUUCAGAUAAAGAAGACCACUGGCUCCUGAACACCCUGGCCACCGCGGCGCUAGGGACUAUCGGUGUAGUGAUAAUUGUGUUCAAUUUGAUUGGAAAUUUCGGGAAUUUCAAUGUGAUCUACGCGACGUGGAGGAGUAAGAACUUGCAGACAAAUAGAUCAACUGUGACACAAACAUCCGGAAUUACAGAGAAACUUUAA